This is a messenger RNA of Micropterus dolomieu (smallmouth bass), 4783 nucleotides long. It is a transcript of the gene atl1, whose product is annotated as atlastin GTPase 1. NCBI's taxonomy places the organism in Eukaryota, Metazoa, Chordata, Actinopteri, Centrarchiformes, Centrarchidae. The record is from RefSeq and is a predicted model, not a curated record. Gene Ontology annotation, biological process: protein homooligomerization; endoplasmic reticulum organization. Gene Ontology annotation, molecular function: GTPase activity; GTP binding. The transcript has 15 exons. Bases 484 to 2166 code for a protein of 560 amino acids.
UGAUGAGCACGUCUUGCAUUUUAAAUCUUUUCGGGGGCCUUUAACCGUACGAUGGCGUCGAAUAAACACACAGAGAGGAAAAACGUCCCUUUUGUUAUGGAGGAAACUAAUAAACUUCAGUUGUGUGCUGCUGUUCGAUCCGGUCUCUUUCAGUGCAACGGCAGCACAGACGUUACAGCCGCGUUCAGUCCUCGCAUUAAGUUUAGCCGUUGACCUGUCAUUUCCCCCUGCUGACAGUUUCAGAGAAGUCUCCGACUCGUGUGUAAAAGAUUGACGUACGUAGGAACAACAGACAACAGCGCCCCCUGGACUAACGUUACAUGACUGAGCCCUGCAUCACGCUGGGAAUAAAAGCUCCAUCAUCCUUCUGCGAUACGAGCAUCGUUUUGGUGGAGCUAGGGCAUCCUCCCAACCCCCGACACCCAUGACUACCGACUAGGGUCGUUCAUUAACAGACAAACAGAGGGUUAUAAGGACAGUAUUAUGGCGAAGCACCGUAAAGACAGAGACAGCUGGGGGUCCCUCGGUGACAAAAAUGUAUAUGACUGGAGCUCAGAGGAGGAGGAGCCAGACGGACGAGCCCGGCCUGUGCAAGUACUGCUGGUCAAAGACGACCACACCUUCGAGCUGGAUGAGGCGGCUCUGAGCCGCAUCCUGCUAGCGGAGGAGGUCAGGGACCGUGAGGUGGUGGCCAUCUCUGUGGCCGGAGCUUUCCGAAAGGGCAAGUCCUUCCUCAUGGACUUCAUGCUGCGUUACAUGUACAACCACGCAUCUGAAGGCUGGCUCGGAGAUGCAGACGAGCCUCUGACCGGCUUCUCCUGGAGGGGGGGCUCAGAGAGGGAGACCACCGGGAUCCAGAUCUGGAGUGAGGUCUUCCUGGUGGACAAGCCAGAUGGAAGAAAGGUCGCUGUAUUGCUAAUGGACACACAAGGCACGUUUGACAGCCAGUCAACGCUGAGGGAUUCAGCCACUGUAUUCGCCUUGAGCACCAUGAUAAGCUCCAUGCAGGUUUACAACAUCUCACAGAAUGUACAAGAGGAUGACCUUCAGCAUUUGCAGCUUUUCACAGAGUACGGCAGACUAGCUAUGGAGGAGACUUUCCUCAAACCAUUCCAGUCCAUGAUUUUCCUCGUUCGAGACUGGAGCUUUCCAUAUGAGUUUCCUUAUGGACAGGAGGGAGGCAUGAAGUUCCUCGAGAAGCGACUGAAGAUCUCAGAGAACCAGCACGAAGAGCUGCAGAACGUGCGUAAACACAUCCACUCCUGCUUCACCAACAUCUCCUGUUUCCUGAUGCCUCACCCGGGCCUCAAAGUGGCCACCAACCCACACUUUGAUGGAAGAAUUACAGAGAUCGAUGGCGAUUUUUUGAACAACCUGAAGGUUCUGGUCCCCUGGCUCCUCAGUCCUCGUAACAUCGAUGUGAAGGAGAUCAAUGGCAGCAAAAUCACCUGCAGAGGACUGGUGGAGUACUUCAAGGCAUACAUCAAAAUAUACCAAGGUGAAGAGCUGCCACAUCCAAAAUCCAUGCUGCAGGCCACAGCAGAAGCCAAUAAUUUGGCAGCAGUAGCGGCUGCAAAGGAUCUGUACAACAAGAAAAUGGAGGGGGUUUGUGGGGGUGACCGGCCCUUCCUGGCCCCCAGCGAGCUGCAGGCCCGACACAGCGCCAUCAGAGAGGAGGCACUGCAGGUUUUUCGGGGAGUGAAGAAGAUGGGAGGCGAGGAGUUCAGCCGCCGCUACCUGCAGCAGCUGGAGGGAGAAAUUGACGAGGUGUUUGUCCAGUACAUCAAGCACAAUGACUCCAAGAACAUUUUCCACGCAGCCCGCACGCCGGCCACCCUGUUCGUGGUCAUCUUUGUCAUGUACGUGGCCGCAGGCAUCACAGGCUUUGUGGGCGUGGACAUCAUUGCCAGCUUGUGUAACAUGAUCCUGGGUCUGGCAUUGAUCACUCUCUGCACCUGGGCCUACAUCCGGUACUCUGGGGAAUACAGAGAACUCGGUGCCGUCAUCGAUCAGGUGGCCGGUGCACUCUGGGACCAGGGGAGCACAAAUGAGGCUCUCUACAAGCUGUAUAAUGUAGCGGCCAAUCACAGGCACCUGUACCACCACGCCUUCCCUGGGCCUCAGGUGGACGAGGUUGUCGAGGAGCAGGAAAAGAAGAGGGACUGAUCAGAUUAGACAGCAGGGACUUUCUGGUGAUGGACAGGAGGAGGGAGGAGGAACAUCCUCACCCAUCAGGCACUCUUUUAUUCCAGUAUUGGCUGGUGCUGCCCACCAGUUCAUCCACUAAUUUAAACCCUAAUAACGGACUGUAUAAUGUUCAUGUAUAGGCAACGUCAGAGCAUCUUGACAGCGGGUGCCUGCUUUCAAACGAUGGAUGCCAUUUAUCAUUGUCUCUCACUCUUUGUGUGUGAAAAAAUAACACCUGUACAGAUACUGUAGUCACUCUGCCAGAGGAGACCUCGGCAUAUCCAACCUCCAGUCAGCUGUUGAUUUCAUAUCAGACGGGUUUUUCCAUUCCAUUUCCAUUUGCUGACGGCGAUUUUCAAAGUAUAGCCAAAAUCUGUGAAAUCCCCAUUCGUGACGAUUGUUCUGUUCUUUGAAGUUUAGUGCUGUUUAUAAGAAACAAUAUCUAUGAUCUGCGAUGUUUGAAAGCCAAAAUAUGUACUGUAUGUUAAGUAAUGAAGCGUUACAAGCAUCAUCAGCAUGGUAAAUGGUUAAUGUUUGUCAUCUUUAAGCUCUUAAACCAGGUAUACUUUAUAAAAAAAUAGUUUAAAUUGUUGUGACAAAGUAGUGUUGUGCCAUAACAUGUAAAAAUGGUUUCACAUCUAAUGCAGCCUGGCUACAUGCUGACGCUCAUUGGUACAUUUAUGAGUUGUAUACAGUUUUGUUUUGGAGGUUGGUGUUACUUUUGACAGAGGUCUAGAUCAGGGAGUUGCUUUGUGCUGACAUUUCCUUUCAAAUAUCAGCACAGGGCGGAAGGACAAAAACAAGAGUACACAGUUCAAAGUUUACACAACAAAGCUGACAUUAUCUCUCACACUGUAGUCGACUCGCAGUGUUGUAUUUACGCAGCGUCGCAGCGACCCUCUGUAUGCGUGUUUGGUCUUUGAGGUUGAGGGGAAAGAGCGUGUUUGCCUUCCAUUGUGAUGUAGAGGUUGUGGGUGAAACCAUUGUUGUGUUUCUCUCUGAACGUUCGAGCAAAUCCGAGGAAUGUAGCUAUUCUGUGGCCACUGAGGAAUCAAAGCUAGAUGUUAUUAGGCGGGGGCUGACAGGCCUGCUUUGGAAAAGGAUCCUCAUUCCACAUCUCUUUCAUUAUCUUCACACACUUAGGUUGAAUCAUCUGUGAAAAAAAACAACUGUUGCAUGGUGAAAGAAGCCAGGCCCCUGACUUUUUUGUGUUUGAAAAACAGCUUGCAUUUGUAAACAAAAGGCUUGUAUUGGUGACAGCACUUUUUGGUGUUUGAGUACGUUGGCUUAGUAGACUGUUACUGUACUUUUGUAUAACUGUGGUUAUUGUUCUAAGCUCACUGAAUAACCCAGAAUCAUAGAGCUCAUUGUGAAAUGUCUGCAUCACUUACAGCUGCAGCGUUGAAAUGCUUUUUCCCCUCCAUGUAUAUCUGGCCACCAACAGCACAGGAACACUGUCAUGCACAUUUAGCAAGUUUAUGCUGAGGUUUGACCUCAAGGGUUGAAAAUUUAAAGGCACUGCAGCAGAGUGGUUUCUUGAGUCUUCCACAAUGUGUAAUCAACAUCAGUGAGGCUUUCACACAAAGAAUCGUCUAAAGUUUAAGAUUCGUGAGGUUUUAAAAUCCCAUUUCUUCAUGGCUGUGUUGAAGUGUCCAUUCAUAAGUCAGAAAAGUAUUGUUUACAUUGUGUUGUGUUUACACUCCAAAUUAAGUAACAUUUGGAAGCUUUUAUUUGUCAAGAACAGAACAGGAAUAUGUGUCAAAACAUUAUUCUUGGAUUUAACAACUCAUUCCUAAAGCCGCCCCCAUCGAAAAUUUUUAAUCAACUCCGGAUAUCGUGGGAGCCUCUUUGUGCUGAAAGGCCAACUGAAUCAACCUCUUCCAAGUCAACACUGCUAAGUUUCCGCACACGCAAUGCAAACUUUCAGUCACGAGGAAAUAAUAAAUAAUAAAGUUGGACCAAAUUAAUGGAAACUAGACUUGAGCAAUGUCUUUAAAAAUUCCCUCCAGUUUUGUUCUAAGACAUAAAAAUAAUUUGGUUUGAAUAAUAAUUUGUGCCCGAUAGGUUUAUAUAUAAAAGUGAAAUGAACCUGGUGAAAAUUCUUAAAAUUACAUUUACUCCGUCUCCCUCAUUGAAAAAUCCAGGAAUGAUGAAUUUGAAAAUAUUUUUCUUUUCAAAAGUUUAACUGCAGCAGCAGAGACAGGAUUUGUUCUACCUUACUGAAAAGUCCCAUUCUCAGUGUUUGUGACCUGGAGGCUUCUGGUUUUCACAUUAUACUGGACUGUGAUUGGCUUCCAAAGUAGUUGUAAUGUUACAGAAUCAUCUUGUACCUAAAUGUCUUAAACUCAAGAUUUAAGGUGAGAAGAGAGAAACAUUUCCCCCCUUCAGCAAAUGAAUGUGAAAACAGUCUUCUUGUGUCAAACUCUGCACGAACAUCAUUCUGCACUCUGAAGCUCAAAUGUCAAAGUAAAACAACAAUAAGCAAACACAUUUUUUAGUGGAGGGGGGCUUUAAGCCUGAUAUGGUGAGAUAUACAGAAGUAUCUGUAGUAUGUACACUGUAUUGCCAGUUUAUUAGGUACACGCAUCUAAAACGA